Messenger RNA from Desarmillaria tabescens, 2779 nucleotides. RefSeq lists its product as uncharacterized. The coding region runs from base 129 to 2453 and encodes 774 amino acids. The record is from RefSeq and is a predicted model, not a curated record. Lineage: Eukaryota; Fungi; Basidiomycota; Agaricomycetes; Agaricales; Physalacriaceae. The transcript has 3 exons.
CUGCGAAAUAGUGACUGGACCACUCACGCCCAUCUCGUUCUUGCACCGAGACCGUCACGUCGUCCGUUGGACAUUACUCGCCUUCAACCUGGAUACACUCUGCUACCCAUGUUUAAUUGUUCAAAAUCAUGCCCAAAAACUCUUUCGUAUACAUACCCUCCCAACAGACUCACUCAAUGUCGCCUACUCAUCCCCAUACCGUAAGCGCCGUACAAAACAGCCCAGACGACGACGACGACGACAUUUGCCCUGUGUGCGAUGGCGAAUGCACCUGUUCUUCCAAUCACCCUGCGCCCUCUUCUUCGCCCUCGAAACCCGUUCUCAAAAUACGCCUCACAGUCCCUCCAGCGCUCCGUGUAACCAAGUCCCAGCCAGUUUCCCGUGGAAAACACAUCGAACAGACGACAUUCGCCACCGCACACGACGGAGAACCCGCUUCCUCGGCUCAUGUCCCAAAACGUAGAGGCAGGCCUCCAAAGAACGCUCCCCGUCCAACGAAGGCACCUCCAACGCGUAGAAAACCACCACCUAAACCUGUAUUCAAAAAGAAAACCCCUCCCACCAAGCGCAAGCGUGUGGCAUCCAAUACUGAUUCUUCUGAACUUACGGACAUUGAUGACGACGACGCACGGUCCGUACAGUUCCCUACAUUCGUCUCAGCAUCUGCCUUGUCGUCUACGGCGUCGUCUACUGAUUCGGACGACUCUGGCGGCUUUGAUACCGACUCCUCAAUCGAGGCGGAAGAAGAGAAUUUCAUUCUUGCUGAAGAACGUGCGAGAGUUAGGAGAGAGUUACUGGGUGAUGACGUGCCCAGUAGUCUGAACAGAAGAAGAGAUAGUUGGGUUAUCCACCCACGCAGGACGAGUGUAGGAGACCCCAGUGACGUGGAUAUGGAUGGCGAAACUGAAGAUGAGGAUGAUGAUGAUGACGACGACGACGACGAUGAGGAUGAAGAAGCUGCCGAGGAAGAUGAAGAUGGUGAUGUAGAGGAGGAAGACGACGAGGAAGACGGCCGUACUGGGUACACUGGAAUGGCCACAGGAUGGUCAGACGACGAAGAAUCUAGCUUCGAUGCAGAGCUUUUCUUUGCCAAUCUUUCUGGUUCCUCUUCCUCUUCCUCCUCUGACGACGAGGAAGAACAGGAAAAUAUUUCAAUAGACCCGGCUGCCCUCGCUGGAGCUCUCGCUAGUAUCCCGCCACGGGAUCUUCCCUUCGAAGUCACCGAAUGUUGGGAUGGCCAACUUAUGUUCACCAGCGGUCCUGGAGGUGGUGUUCUUGAAGCAGAAUUCGACGCCAUGGCUGCCCAGUUCAUUGUGGACAGUAGCGCUUCACCUAGUGGCGCCGACGAUGACGACGACGUCAAUAUGCAUGAUGCAGAUGAGGAGGAUGAGGAGGACGGAGAAGAAGACUUGGGAGAUGGCGGCGACACCACAGACGAAGAUCUCGUAGGCGCAGACGAUUUGCCCAACGAACGCGCGAUGCGUUUGUUCAACCUUCCGUUCGAGUUGAACGUAGAGUCUAUCAACCCUCUGUCGACGAUGAGUCCAAUUCGUCGGCGCGCGUUACGGGGACAGCUGAUGAGCAAAAGUACACCCGGAGAUAUUCUGACAGGGAAUGUGUUUGGAGAGUUCGAUGACGAAGAGGAAGAGGAGGAGGAAACUGUUACCAGACCGAAGACUGUUGGUGGACCAAGACAAGGCUGUUUUGAGGUCGAGGCUGAGGUCGAUGAUAACAAAACGGUUGUCAUUGACAAUGAACACAAGCCAGCCCCUUCACCUCAUCCGAGGACCAGAGGAAGAGGUAGAGGAAGAAGAAGGAUUGAAGGCAUCAACCGCCCUCUGCCACAGUUCAUCCUUCCGAAACGAUCUACAACUCCCAGCAGUACCACCGAAGCCAUCAACGCACUUAGCAUCACUUCCCCUGAGCCCGAGUCGGGACAUCCGAUGUUGGCGCCGUCCAUCGAACUUGACGAUGUCCUUGACUCGGCAUUCCUCGAGGGAUCAUCCUCCGAACACUCCGCACCAACGCCUACAACAUUUGAACACAUGCGCAACCUCACGAGAUGGGACCUCAUAUCCGUCGGCGCCUUCCGCAAGACUCGUGAAGAUAUUGGCGGCGGCUGGAAUUCCGAUACGGCAUCUGAUGGGCACGGGUAUGGCGGCGUCAUGAAAAGCAGCCCGUUAACGGAGAUGUUGUGGCAGAACAAGAUGGGGACGAAGAACGCGAGCACGACUGGAGAAGGCGAGAAGACGCGUAAAGAAAUCCGCAGAGAGAGGAAGCUGCGGCGGAAAGCUGGUGGUAUGGCUGCGAUUCCUAAAAAUUCAAAGGGAAAGGGUAGCGGGAAGUUGUUCCAUCAUCACCAUCCGCAUCACCCGAACUCGAAAAGCAGGGGUACUGGGUCUUCGCAAAGGACGAACUUUCAUCAGGCUGGAGGAAGUUCGCCUAUUGCAUAAAAUAUGGGUGGUCGCGUGUUUCUUUCUUUCGUUUGGAUUUGCGGAAAACACAUCGUCCAGAGAACGAUGAUGAAGUCGAUGGAGGCUCAAAAUAUUUCGUACGCUUCUAUAUCCUUUUCUUAUCUCUUCUUUUUUCUCUUUGUUUCAAAACCAAAUGUGUUGUGCGCCUGCCUGAAUUGUUUCUUCAAUGUGCCAUAUGUAUUCUCAUUCCCAUUCCAAAGCCUAUCACUAGCAUCUAGCAUCCACCAUCAUAUCCAAUCCUCGUUACUUACUCGCUCAUGUAUCUUACGUUUAUCUCAUGACAAUUUAUGAGGAGAUUCAAACAA